AUGUUCCAUCUAUCUAUCUAUCUAUCUAUCUAUCUAUCUAUCUAUCUAUAUAUUCUAUUCAUAUCUAUCUAUCUCAGUCUGUUCUUAUCUCUGUAUCUCAGUUUGCUCAUUUCUAUCUAUCUCAGUUUAUUAAUAUCUAUCUAUCUAUCUAUCUAUCUAUCUAUCUAUGUUAACUAUCUUAGUUUAUUCAUAUCUAUCUAUCUAUCUAUCUAUCUAUCUAUCUAUAUAUGUUCCAUUUUAUUUAUAAUUAUAUCGGUCUGUUCGUGCCUAUCUAUCUAUCUAAUCUAUCUAUCUCAGUCUAUUCAUAUCUAUGUAUCUCAGUUUGCUCAUUUCUAUCUAUCUCAGUUUAUUAAUAUCUAUCUAUCUAUCUAUCUAUCUAUCUAUGUUAACUAUCUUAGUUUAUUCAUAUCUAUCUAUCUAUCUAUCUAUCUAUCUAUCUAUCUAUCUAUCUAUAUAUCUAUAUAUUUUGCUCAUUUCUAUCUAUCUCAGUUUAUUAAUAUCUAUCUAUCUAUCUAUCUAUCUAUCUAUGUUAACUAUCUUAGUUUAUUAAUAUCUAUCUAUCUAUCUAUCUAUCUAUCUAUCUAUCUAUAUAUCUAUAUAUGUUCCAUUUUAUUUAUAAUUAUAUCGGUCUGUUCGUGCCUAUCUAUCUAUCUAAUCUAUCUAUCUCAGUCUAUUCAUAUCUAUGUAUCUCAGUUUGCUCAUUUCUAUCUAUCUCAUUUAUUAAUAUCUAUCUAUCUAUCUAUCUAUCUAUCUAUCUAUCUAUCUAUCUGCAGGUUGAUAUACCGUAAAAUAAACCAAACCAAUCUCUCUCACUCUAUCUAUUUCUCUAUCCCUCUCUCUCCCUCUCCCUCUCUCUAUCUCUCCCUUUCUAUCUAUCUAUCUAUCUAUCUAUCUAUCUAUCUAUCUAUCUAUCUCUCUUUCUCUAUAUCGAUUUGA
Molecule: messenger RNA, 936 nt
Organism: Acanthosepion pharaonis
Lineage: Eukaryota; Metazoa; Mollusca; Cephalopoda; Sepiida; Sepiidae
Source: the annotation of a GenBank genome assembly